Molecule: messenger RNA, 671 nt
Organism: Eurytemora carolleeae
Lineage: Eukaryota; Metazoa; Arthropoda; Copepoda; Calanoida; Temoridae
Exons: 5
Coding region: 40-594 (184 amino acids)
Source: RefSeq, a predicted model, not a curated record
CAGCUUUUAAUCCAAGAACUUUCAGAUUUCUUUAAUAAAAUGUUUGUGUUCUUGUUUUCAGUUCUAGUUCUGCUGGCUAGUGGGGCUCUAGGACAAACAAGUUUGAAGGAUGGAUCAUAUGUUCCCGACAAUACAGGUGAAUACGUGCAUAACCCCGCCUGGGACCUUACUCCAUUCCAACUUUGGAAACAGCGUAAAGAACUCAAAACACAGAGCGUGGAUGAUGUAGCGUUGAAUCUAGUUUCUUCUGAUGCCCCCUCCCUAUCCCUGGUUACAAAUCAAAGACGACCUGUCCCGGCUGUUGUACAAAGACCUGCAGUACAACAGAGAUUUGCUAACUUUCAGCCGAACAAUCUGCCUGCUCUACAUCAGACAGUACAACCAGCUGUACAACAUUUUAACCCGCAACCUGUACAACAGUUUAAUGUAAAAAGUUUACCAGAAGCUAAAUCUCAAAUGACUGCCGCUGAUUUUAUAGCUGCAGCUACGCGGCAUCCAGACCCAAACUUCGCGUCAAGAUCAUAUUCAUACUCAGCACCCAAAUAUGCAGCGCAGGUUCAAGGAAGUUCCUACAGUUAUGAGGCACAUUUCUAAGCUUUUAUAUGUAAAAAUAAUUUGUGAUUUUUGAAAAACUCGAAGUAAUGUUAAAUAUAAAAUAAAAAUUACACUUC